Cucurbitaria berberidis CBS 394.84 is the source of this 2399-nucleotide messenger RNA. RefSeq names its product cleft lip and palate associated transmembrane protein 1. The coding region runs from base 223 to 2229 and encodes 668 amino acids. Lineage: Eukaryota; Fungi; Ascomycota; Dothideomycetes; Pleosporales; Cucurbitariaceae. The record is from RefSeq and is a predicted model, not a curated record. Gene Ontology annotation, cellular component: membrane; endomembrane system. The transcript is spliced from 2 exons.
GCUGCAUCUCGGGAAGCUCUCAAAAGAGGCAUGCAUUUCGUCACUGCCCUGCUCGUGCCGUCUGCCGCCUUCUCGUUGGUCAGCCGGCCCUUGUUCGCGGGGCCUUGGCAUAUACGUGAUAUCUCCAAGCUAACAUCCAUCUCUGCAAACUUACUCCGCAUCACUUCGCUUUAAUUUGCAAAUUGUGAAGAAGGAAUCGCGCGAUUCCGCAGAUUUGCAACCAUGUCUGGGGUACAAGCACAGCCGCCGGCUGAGGAGGGCAAGAGCGUGUUCAUGUCCAUCGCUCAGAGCGUUGGCAUCUUCCUCCUCAUCCAAGGUGGCAUGAAGUAUAUCCUGCCUCAGAUCACAAAGACUCCCACCGCCGACCCUGCGCAAGGCGCAUCUGUCGCUUCCACCACCCCCAAUGGAGCAAACGUAGUCAUCCCCGCCUGGGAGAAUCGCCCGCGCCAAUUCGAGCCCGAUGUCCAGAUCAGCCCGGUACCGUGGAAUAUUGCGCCUAUGUGGCCAGUAGGCACCGCGCUCGACAUCUCCAUGUACAUCUCGCCAUCCAUCGCCAUGCCCGCGCUGAAGAAGAUGCCCAAGGAGUCGCUGUUGAUCGAAGAGAAGAACUUUGUGUUUGGCGACUACAAGCAGAAGCGGGAGAUUCAAACCGAAUUUACCGUGCCAAAGGAAGUGCAGCGCAAUGCAACACUACUCGCGCAUUUCUACGUCGCUCAGAGCGGCAGCGUACUUGACCCCACCCAGCCAGGCUAUGACACCACAAAGGCGUACCACUUUAUCCGGCCACUGUCUGUAUACCAUGCCAAGAAGAAGAUUGCGAAGACAAGGAACCUGUUGAGCGACAUGCCGGAGAAGGAUGCCCAGGAGACCGAGGCGGAGAAGAACGCGCCCAAGGUCAUUGCUUCCUACUAUCAUCCCAACUUUACCAUUUCUCUGAUCCCAGACGCCGGUGUCAUAUCGUAUCCCAAUCUGCACCCUGGAACCAAGAAAUUUAUUCAGCUCGAGGCUAGCGGUGCUCGAGAUGCAUCUGGCCAGCAUGGCUGGUACUAUCCUAUCCUUUUCAGCAACACCUUCUGGCAGCUUAAGAAGCACAUGAUUGAGCUCAACGACACGGUCACGACUCUCCCGCUGAAUGUGAAUAUCAACAACCUCGCCCACUGGAAGUACAAUCUGUUUGCUUCAGUAGACGAGAACCUCAACGCCAACGCCAAAGCCGCCCAAUCAGGCCAGUCUACGCCAGGGGGUGGUGAUGGGUCCGAAAUGGAGAUGUUCAAGGAGAUCCUCAUCGACAGCAACUCAUACCUGCUUGCCAUCACCGCCAUCGUCUCCGUCUUCCACAUGGUCUUCGAGAUGCUGGCCUUUAAGAAUGACGUACAGCAUUGGCGCAAGAAGAAGGACAACGUGGGUACUUCGGUCCGCACCAUCCUUGCUAAUGUCUUUAUGCAAGCUGUAAUCUUCCUGUACCUCCUGGACAACAAUGAGAACACGUCGUGGAUGAUUCUGUUUGGUCAGGGCAUGGGUAUGGCUAUCGAAGCCUGGAAGAUCACCAAGUCGGUCAAUGUCCGUGUUCGCCCGACAGCACCGGGCUCCUGGUUGCCCUACACCAUCGUUUUCGAGGACAAGCAUGUGCUAUCUGAGACGGAGAAGAAGACUGAAGAGUACGAUCAAAUUGCGUUCAGGUACCUCUACAUGGUGGCGGUACCCCUGCUCAUUGCAUACGCCAUCUAUUCGCUCAUGUACGACACGCACAAGUCGUGGUACUCGUUCAUCAUCACCACGCUCGUCGGCUCCGUCUACGCCUACGGCUUCCUGAUGAUGGUGCCCUCGCUGUACAUCAACUACCGCCUGCAAUCCGUCGCCCAUUUGCCUGGCCGCGCCAUGACUUACAAGUUCCUCAAUACCUUUAUUGACGAUCUAUUUGCUUUUACGAUCAAGAUGCCUACGCUGCAUCGUCUUGCCACGCUGCGAGACGAUGUCAUUUUCUUCGUGUACAUAUUCCAAACGUGGAAGUACAAGGUUGACUAUAGCCGUAUCAACGAAUUCGGCCAGGGUGGUGACGACGAGGAGGUGGAGGAGAAGGAUGCAAACAGGCCGUUGGCGGCGUACCCCGAUGGCGACAAGAGUUUGAAGGUCCCAGAUGCUGAGAAGGUAGCCAAGGUCGAAAAGGAGAAGGCAGCACAAGCGACGGGGAGCCAAACCAAGGGCCAGGCAAAGCAGAGGAAGAGGUAGAACAAAGUAAAGUCAUGUACAAUACGAGAAGGGGAGGGGAGAAGGGGAAAGUGGGGCAGAAACAUAGUUGUAAGAAUGGUAUAUAGCAUGGUCGCGGUAUAGAUGCACAUUGCGAUCGACGCAUAAUUGUAAAUACUUCUACCACGUAUACAAACCAUGAUCUACAACCC